GCCCUAUAAUGCCACAAGGUGGUAUUCAAGCUCUGGAGGCUAUGCUCUAUACCUUGGAUUGGCUCAACGAGCGAGAAAUAGUACCUGGCGUGAAGAUUGGCGCCCAUAUACUGGACGAUUGCGACAAAGAUACUUACGGACUUGAAAUGGCUGUUGAUUUUAUCAAAGGAUCCAUCAGUAAUAUCGAUGGGGCGGAAUAUCACUGCAACAAAACAGCUGUUCGCAAAGUCAUCAGUGGAGUAGUUGGAGCUGCUAGCUCGGUUACGUCGAUCCAGGUGGCGAAUCUUUUGCGUCUCUUCAGGAUACCACAGGUUUCAUUUUUCUCAACAAGUCCAGAGCUCUCCAAUAAACAACGUUUCGAGUACUUUACGAGAACAAUUCCAAGUGACCACUAUCAAGUUAAGGCGAUGGUCGAUAUCGUCAGAAAAAUGGGCUGGAGUUAUAUUUCAAUAAUCUACGAGGAGAGUAACUACGGAAUAAAAGCAUAUGAAGAACUUGAGGAGCUUCUGUCAAAGCAUCAAAUAUGCAUCGCCAUCAAGGAGAAGCUCGUGAAGGAUUCCGGUGUUGCUGACGAAACAGCGUAUGACAGUAUCGUACAGAAGCUACUAACUAAACCCAGAGCUAGAGCCUGGAUUGGGAGUGAUGGUUGGAGUGCAAGAGGAUUAGUCAGCAAUAAUAAUGAGCCCGAAGUCGAGGGAACAUUGUCUGUUCAACCGCAAGCAAAUCCUGUCGAGGGUUUCGAGGACUAUUUUCUCAGCCUGAGCGUGGAAAAUAAUCGAAGGAAUCCCUGGUUUGUGGAAUUUUGGGAGGAUCACUUCAAAUGCCGUUACCCAAACUCAUCCCAGACCCCGUACAAUCAGAGGUACAAGAAAAACUGUACAACCCACGAGCGUCUGACAAAGGAGGAUACAGCCUUUGAGGAUCAACUGCAGUUUGUUUCAGAUGCAGUUAUGGCAUUCGCUUAUGCAUUCCGAGAUAUGCAUGCUGACCUGUGUCACGGGGAGUUUGGCCUUUGCGAUGCUAUGAAACCUACAAAGGGCACGGAGUUGUUGAAGUAUCUCAGAAAAGUUGAAUUUAAAGGUCUGACGGGUGACAAAUUUCAUUUCGAUAAAAACGGAGAUGGCCCUGCCAGGUACAAUAUCAUACAUUUCAAGCAAGUCUCACCAGAAGUGUACAAGUGGAUUCGAGUUGGACAGUAUUUGGAAGGGGAAUUAAGUCUCAAUAUGUCAGAUAUCCAAUUUGGUCUUGGUAACCCUCAACCACCGGAGAGCGUUUGCUCAUUACCCUGCAGAGUAGGACAGGCGAAGAAAUAUGUGGAGGGUGAGAGCUGCUGCUGGCACUGCCUCGAUUGCACGCAGUAUCAGAUCAGACAUGCAGAAGAUCAAACGAGAUGUGUACAGUGCCCCCAGGGGACUGUUCCCGAUGAAACACAUUCGCAUUGCAGAGAUAUUCCCGAGGAAUUUCUCAAACCCGAUAGCGGAUGGGCCAUUGGCGCAAUGUCCUUCUCUGCCAGUGGAAUACUUGUAACGUUAUUCGUCGGCGGUGUCUUCUUCAAGAACAACAACACCCCGAUAGUACGUGCCUCCGGGCGUGAAUUAUCGUACAUUCUUUUGACCGGAAUUCUGCUCUGCUACUUGGUUACAUUCACUCUAGUUCUAAAGCCAACGAACCUCGUAUGCGGUAUCCAGAGGUUCGCUGCGGGGUUUUGUUUCACAGUGGUGUACGCAGCUCUUCUCACGAAAACUAAUAGAAUAGCUCGUAUAUUCAAAGCUAGUAAAAAAAGUGCUAAGAGGCCAUCAUUCAUAUCACCGAGAUCUCAACUCAUCAUCUGCGGGAUGCUCGUUGGAGUUCAGAUCCUUAUCAACGGUGUAUGGAUGGUGAUCGAUCCAGCCAAAGCGAGACAUCAUUAUCCCACUCGAGAAGACAAUCUUCUCGUCUGCAAUAGCUAUAUCGAUGCUAGCUACAUGAUAGCCUUCACCUAUCCGAUCAUAUUGAUCGUUGUCUGCACGGUCUAUGCUGUAUUGACGAGAAAAAUACCUGAGGAUUUCAACGAGAGUAAACACAUCGGUUUCACAAUGUACACGACAUGUGUAAUUUGGUUGGCAUUCGUACCACUUUACUUCGGGACUGGUAAUCACGUCGCCCUGAGAAUUACCUCAAUGUCCGUAACAAUCAGUCUCUCAGCAUCGGUGACUAUAGCAUGCCUAUUCAGUCCCAAGUUAUACAUAAUCCUAAUUCAUCCUGAGAGAAAUAUCAGACGCGGCAUGGGACCCUUCAGGGGUACAACACCAAAACCUAUUAACACCACUGGCAGAAAUAAUACAUCUAGUAUGAUGGCAACUGUUACACUCACUGCUGUUACCUGUGAUCAAAAUAAGGCUGUUAAUAAACUUGUUGUUACUACUAAUGACUGCUCUACACAGAGUGAACAAUUCGAGAUGGAGGUAAUGGAAAAGAAGAAUGGCAAGUCUCCAGGAACGUUGGUGAGCCGUUCAACUCAGACUCUCCUCAACAAUAAUGGUAAGGAGGUAGACAUUGUUAUAUCGCCAGUAAUAAAAGGUCUGAAUAUCGACGAGACUCUCGAUUCAGUAAAAUCAUUGAACAAUGCCAAGAUUGGUAAUGGGCCAUUCAACAAAAACCAAUUCCCUGUAUAGCAGAACAGCAGAAAAGUCGAGACGUUUGUUUUGCAAGCCGAUAUGAAACCUAUUUCCAAACGACCAGUGAUUGUCUGAAAAUAUCUUCUUACUCCCUUCAUUCAUCCAAUUUUCUAUUAUUGGCAUUAUAAUAUAUCAAAACUGGACCAUAAUAAUCAAUAUAAAUCGCAAAAUAUUUUUUUAGUUGAUAUUUCGAUGAAAGAAUAGUCCUAUUCACAUUAAGGAAAAAUCCAGCCGAUUUUCAUAACAAUUGUUUUAAUUGAUUAUUGAAUCUAUUUAGACACUCCUUGCAUAAUUACGAAAUCGGUAAUUAGGGCAACAACAGAAAUUAAUUCUAAAAUUACUGUUUGCAGAUUGAAACUAAGCGAUCAGCGAUAAUAAUAUAUUUUUUUAUAUAAUGGAUAAAGUUAUGUGAAAAAAUACUAUAAUUGUCGAUGUACCAUUUAAAUUCGUGUAUGAGACGCAACUUUAGUUUUCGGUUUUGUUAUUGUCCUAUUUUUGGGGGUUGUCAAAUUUUGCAAACACCGUCUGAAUAAAUUCAUUAAUUGGGAAAAAGUUUGUAUCAAAUUGUCAGUUUUUUUUCAAUAUUCCCCUCGUUACCAGUUCGGCUUGAAGAGAAAUUUAUUUAGCUAACUGAAAUAUAUUGCUAUUGAAAAAAAAAAUCCGCUCUUCAAUUGAAAUUAGUCCUCGGUCGUAAUAAGAGGAGGAUAAACAAAAAAUUAACCGAUAAAGAAAAAUUUUUUUGAAAAAUGGAAAAAAUUUCUAGUGCUCCAUAGAAAAAUAUGAAUAAAGCGAAAUAAAGGAAAUGAAUAAACGGUUCAUUCUGCACUGUGAUGAUAAAAUUAUGUAAUGUAUUACCAUUCAAAUGUGUUGAAAUACGUAAGUGAAUUGACCUAAUUAAGAAUAAACUAGGAAUACAUAUUUAAAAUAACAAAAAAAUAAUGGACGAAAAUUUUCUACAGUGUCUUCGUUAUUGUGAGCUUCAAAACUCAUGGAAAAUUAAAUUUUAAAUAAUUAAAAAUAUGUAAAUUGACUAUUAGACAAUGUAGGCAUAAUAAUGCCAUUAAUUGAUAUGGAGUCAACGAGACGCGAGAUUAUGCCAAAUUUUAUUAGCGAAAUUUCGCGUUAAUUAUCAUUUUGUACAAAACGAUGAUCUCCAAUUGUUCAUCUUCAAAUAGCAGUGAUAAAUAGGGAAAUCAAUUGUAAAUAUUACAUCGAGUAAUUGAUAAAUAAUGACAUCGAUAAUUAAUUAAUGCCUAAUACGACUUGUACAUAUAAUUUAUUUACAAGUAAUAAGACUAGAUAAGGGAAUAUGUGAUGGGUAUAAAUGUAAAAUGUACAUCUACAUUCAAUCGUCAACGAAGUGUCGAAUCAUUAAGCGUUAAUUACCAUUGAAUCUACAAUUCAGAGACGAAUCUACAGUCUCUUGGAAUUGAAUUCAGGAUAAGUUGUUAAUUUUAUUUAGAUUCAUCAGGACGUCCGAUCUAUCUUUAUCCGAAUUAUCACAAUAUCGUCCAAUGCAGAUUUUAUAAUUAUGAACGAAAUCAUCAUCAAUCAUCUGUUUUGUAAUUUCUCAUGUACGAAAUUCAAGGAAUUGUAUUUCUGAUCGAAUUUUGCACAAUUAUGACGAGUGACUACAAUAGUUUGGUGAUUAAUCACUUCUUCUUUCAAAGAGAAAAUGUUUUUUUUUUAUAAAAUGAGAAGAGGGCAUGCGUUAACUAUAAUUUAUUUAUUCCUUUUUCAUGGCAAUAUUUAGGAAAUUUUUUACAAAAAAUAUUCACAAGAUAAUUGACAUGAAUUUUCCUAGAGUGGUCUUUAUUAUUUUUUGCUACAAGUUUUGAGUUAUCCUCGAGAUAAAAUUCAGAGCUAAGCGAAACAUUCUGAGCCCCUUGUUCUCGGUUAGCCAUGAAUUCAGUACAAAACUCGAAGAAUAGAUUUGAAAAUUACGUAACUGAUUGAUUUUUGUGAUGCAAAAAUACGGCUAUGCAAUUGGAACGUUCGAAGUUGUUUGACUGCCCAAAGAUAAUUGUAAAUAUUCAAAAGGUGUUGAAUAGAAACUUUUAAUUGAAUUACGAAGAAUAAUAUAGGCACGUGGAUAUCAGCUUCGUGAGCUUUGAAGUGUAAAAUCAAUGAUUAAAUACUUAUGUAAUUGUUAAGAAAUAUUGAAGCUUGAAAUGAUGAAAGAGAUUAUUAAUUAGAGAAGGUAAUAAAUACGCAAAUUCGAGAUGCAGGGCAAUAUCAACAAACUCACAGACAAAAAAUAAAAAUAUAAUGGUGUUAUUUUAAAUACGUACAGGAUUCAAAGUGUAUCUGGUGAAUAUGAAAGUUAAGAAAUAAAUGUCGAUAAAACUCUUACGUAAAUAAAAAAAUUAUAAUAAA
Molecule: messenger RNA, 5033 nt
Organism: Fopius arisanus
Lineage: Eukaryota; Metazoa; Arthropoda; Insecta; Hymenoptera; Braconidae
Gene: Glurb
Product: mangetout
Exons: 15
Coding region: 9-2654 (881 amino acids)
Biological process (GO): G protein-coupled receptor signaling pathway
Cellular component (GO): plasma membrane
Molecular function (GO): adenylate cyclase inhibiting G protein-coupled glutamate receptor activity
Source: RefSeq, a predicted model, not a curated record